CUUGACUACCACUGACCACUCGUGCUACUGGACACUCUCGCAACAAGGGGUGGUGACAUAAUGGCACAAGCACAGGCCUGGACCCCUUACAACAGCCUCACUAAGCCUCCCACCAACCUGAAGGAGGCCAUUGACUGGGUCCUCAGGGUAACUGGUAGGGAUGGUAAGAAGAAUGAGAAGACGGCGCCGGCGGCGCCGCCAAGCACUAGCAAUGCCCCCCACUGUUUGUGCUACCUGGCCAAGGCAAUAAAGGACCUACUGUAUGACGCCAAGGACCCGGGGUCCCCUGGUCCCAGCCAACAGAGGUACUGGGACACAUUACUCCUAGACCAGGAGAAGACAUUAGUGCUACCAGUGCUCACGGACCUGGGACUCCUUGGUGAUAGCACUAGUGCUGCUAGGGAUACCUGCGCCGGUGGCACCGAGGUCAUAAAGGCACUGAUAGACCACUUGGCACUGGGACUACAGAAGUGGGUUGGGUGGAAGGAAGGGGAUACUUGUUGUCUUAAGGGAACAGAGGGUAUAGGAGGGCAGUGUAAAUGUACUGCUAGUAGUGGUGGUGCCGGUUGUUGUGGUACCGGUGGUAGAGGUACUACUACCUGUCAUGAAUGUGACAAGUGUGGUACCAGUUCCAGUGGUGGUGCUGACCAAAAAUGCUACCUCUCGGCCUAUUGCAAACCCACUGCUCAACCCAGUGGUGACUCCUACUGGCCCACCAUAUCAGGUGACUCCACUAAGGUCCACCUCCUGGCCCGUAUUUUCCUAGGGUCAGUAUGCCUCAUCUGGAGUGGACUCAGUCAGUUGGGGUUCCUGACGUGCAACGCUAAGGGCAGCGAGAGAAGGUGGGAGGAAAGUAGUUUGAACAACAUAGAGAAUGCUGAGAAUAAGGGACUUGCAUCAUUCAUGGCGGCCAUGGGCUAUGACCUGGAUAGGAUUAAAAAUGGGACUGGAUACGUCGUGUGGAAAAUACUUGCGGGUAAAGAUAAGAAAAAUAGCAUCCCGUGGAAAGAAUUUGCCUCGUUAGGUGACAAGACUGGUGAUAGUGUAGCUGAGUACUACAGUAGUAUCUAUGAGAAUGCCAAGGAAGCACUGAAGAAGGACAAUAAAACUGAAUCCAUCUGUGAGCAGUACCCCCUAUUGGUACUCCACAUCCUGGCAAGUGGGUACUUCCGGGCAGGUAGUGCCGGGGCCAAGGGAAUAACUACUCUGCCGGCGAAGCCGGCCACUAGUGCUACAAGUGCCACUCCUGUCUCUAGGAAACCUAGGACCAUCCGGGAAAUCCUAUACUGGCUCAGUGCAUUGCCAUAUAGUCAGGGGUACAGAGAGCUGGUGGAUAGGAUGCAAGGAAAGAUGGAGAGUGGCACACUCAAUCUAGAAGGAGAUAGCUAUGACAAAAAGACAGAACUCAAGAGGGACUGUAUUACCCACUACCUAAUGGCCGCCUGUGGCUACUGCCCACUGGUGCUCAUCGGUAUCCAGGGGACCAUAGAAAAGGAAGUCAAAGCAGAUACACAGGCGCCGUCAGCAGGUCCGGCAGGAGUUGCUGCUGCUCAGAGUACUAACAAGUGUCCCGAACACAAGAAAAACCCUCGUAGUGGGAGGGGGUACCACCUGGAAGUCUCCAAGUUUGGCCCCCUACAUGGGAUGUACGCCAAUGGGCUCUUUGGCUUCCAGAUGGACAUGUCUUCCGCCCAGUGCCUGGACCAACUGAGGGUAUAUGUCUACCACUGCUUCUACCAGCUCUAUUUCCUAAGGAAGCAAUGCAAGGUGGGAGUGGCAGAGGACAAGAAGGCUGUUCUGGGCUGGAAAAGUUGUAGGUAUGGUAGUGGAGUUUACAUGGGUAGUGGCUAUAAUAAGGAUAACCUGUGGAUAUGUAAGACGGAAGGUGCGGGAGGAGAGACGCACACUAAGAAGUGUGGAUUACAGAAUGCGGCAGGUAGUAGUACUGCUGGUACUCAAAUAUCUCCUUUAAUGUGCUUUUUGUGUGAUGGAAUUGGAUCAAUGGCAUGCGGAAAGACAGUAGGAAGUGGUGUGGAUAAGUAUCCUCCAAUAGAGGAUCAUAUGAAUUGUCCAAAGGGAGUUCUUGGACAUUUUGGCGGUCCUCCAAAACACUGCCCGGUUCCUAUGGGCUGGCAAGCCGAAAGUACAAGCACAAGCAGUGUUAAUCACUUCAAAGAUUUGAACAAUGGAAGCCAUAAGCAGGCAAAUCUACAAUCUUCAGGCCAGCAGAAGUAUCCCGCCCACUGCACUGGGAGGACACUCUCGCUACUCCUGGAGUACUACUGUGAUCCAGACAAGUGCCCGAGUGGCACUUUGGUGGUACUACUGAGACUACUGGCAUGUAUUACUCCCACGGUGCCACGGACCCUGGGUGACCUCUUUGGGUUCUAUUACCAUAUAGUCUAUAUUGGGGGAAACAGUGCCAGUGGUGGAGAGGGAGUGUAUGCUAGGUUGAAAGGAAAAGAGGAGGAAUCUAAACUGUACAUGAUGUCUAUUGGUGGUAAUGAUAAAGUGGUAGAGGCACUGACCAAGUGGAACGAUAGUGGAAGUGGAUGUACUAGUGGUGGUAGUUGUGCAAAGGAGUCUCUCAAGUGCUUAUAUGGCAACGAAAAACAGUGUACGCCAUUCUUAUCUCCUCUGAGUGGCCAGCAGUAUGGCCAGUUGAGUCCCGUGAUGGCCGGGACCUACCUGUCAUGGUUGGUCUAUUUGAUUGAAAAGUUCGAGGGGGGACUAGAGGAUCUCAAGAAGGGGUUCCAGCAGAUUAGUUGUACUAGCGAUGGAUGUCAGAGUCAGCAAGGGACUGGAUGUGAUAGCAGUUGCACUAGAGGAACCCAUGGUAAUACGUGCCCUGCAGGAUCCGGAUCAGCUGGCAGUGCAGUAGGUGGUAAAGGUGGUAGUGGUGUUGCUAGUAGCGGAGUCUGUGGGUGCGACUCUGUCGUAUCAUGUACCGGGGUACUACCGGUAUUGUACAAGUAUGGCUUUGGGUAUGGUAAUGUAACGGAGUUGCACAAGACAGGAGGUAGUGAGAAGAAGUGUCACGAGUUCCUAAAAACACUAGAGGCUGUCCUCAAGGGUAAUCACCUCACGACGGGCAUCGGUGCUAGUGGCCUCCACCACGAAAUCAAUAAGCUCAUCUACACCACCAGGCUCCCCUGGAUCUUUGUGCUUACCAUAGCCUGGCUAGUAGCAGUACUCUACCUUGCAUUUGGUGCCAUAUGGCCAUUGGACUGGACACAUAUGAGGUCGCAUUGUAGAGGAUUGUUCAGGAAGGGUAGUCUGAGUCCAUGGGAGAUACUGAUGGUGGGAAAGAAGAAGGGAAGGGGGAUAUUGGAGUAUUUUGGGGCAGUAGCUGUGUUCGCGGGUCCAUUAGUGGCGGCAUUAGUUGAUAGUAAUGGUGAAUGCAGUGGGGUUGGAGCACAGAACAAGAGAUGUCACGAGUUCCUAAGCACGCUGAAGGGUGUCCUAGAUGGCCAGCACCUCAAGACAGGCAUCACUGCUAAUGGGCUCCACCACGAAAUCAAUAAGCUCAUCUACACCACCAGGCUCCCCUGGAUCUUUGUACUGACCUUAGCCUGGCUAGUGGCGGUGCUGUACCUAGCAUUUGGAGCCAUAUGGCCACUGGACUGGACACAUAUGAGGUCGCAUUGUAGGGGAUGGUUCAGGGAGGGAAGUCUGAGUCCAUGGGAGAUCUUGAUGGUUGGUAAGAAGAAGGGGAGAAGCAUAGUGGAGUAUUUUGGUACACAUAAGAAGUGCCACGAGUUCCUGGGAACACUAGACAAGGUACUAACAGGGGAUCACCUCAAGAAUGGCUCCAAAAAAGGCCUGCACUAUGAAAUCAACCAACUCAUCUACACCACCAGGCUCCCCUGGAUAUUUGUUCUCACGGUAGCGUGGCUAGUAGCGGUACUGUAUCUAGCAUUUGGUGCCAUAUGGCCACUGGACUGGACACAUAUGAGGUCGCAUUGUAGGGGAUGGUUCAGGAAGGGUAGUCUGAGUCCAUGGGAGAUACUGAUGGUGGGCAAUAAGAAGGGAAGGGGGAUAUUGGAGUUUUUUGGUGGGAGGUAGUGGCAAAGUAGUGGCGCCUUCGGCGCCAUAACUAGGGAU
This is a messenger RNA of Babesia bovis T2Bo, 4104 nucleotides long. RefSeq names its product variant erythrocyte surface antigen-1 beta subunit. The transcript has 15 exons. The record is from RefSeq and is a predicted model, not a curated record. Lineage: Eukaryota; Apicomplexa; Aconoidasida; Piroplasmida; Babesiidae. Bases 61 to 4065 code for a protein of 1334 amino acids.